GAGUCUAUGAUUAGUGUCAUUCAGUGUCAUUAAUGUCAAGGUAGGUUUUCCAAAUUUGAAUUUACAAAAAAAUUUUUGUGCGCGUAAUUUAUUUCGUAAAUAUUUUGUAAAAUACCGUUUACAAUGCGUAACGUGCCACCAAAAUUAGUGAGAUAUGAAGAUGAUGCUGAAUAUAAAAAGCAACCAGUAGAUCCCAUUUAUAUAUUUCGGGGUGUAAGUCCUUCGGAUUCAAUUGCUUUACCAGAAAUACCCGAAAAUAGAAAAUGCACGGAUCUUGUUAUGGGAGGUAUUUUUUUAAUUGCCGUUUUAAGUCUAAUUGGUUCUUCUGUUUAUAUAACUUCGACUUCUGAUAUAAAAAUCCUAGUAAAUGGUGCAGAUAAGUGUGGAAAUAUUUGUGGAGUAUCUAACUCUGAAUCAGAUAAUAAUAAGAAUUGCCCAGAAAAAGACUACACUAAUUAUCCAUUUCUAGAUGUGAAAGCAGAAGAAUGUGUUACAGCUGACCAGUGCAAAGCGAGAAAUAAAACAUUAUAUGGUGCCCUAUGUAUGCCUGAACAAAGGAGAACACCAAAGUCAAAGUCGAAACUAUUUGCGGGUCGUGACUACAAUAAAUCUCUCGAAAACAUUGUUCCAUACACAAUAAUAGUGCUAAUUUUAAUGCCAUCUGUGGCUUCAGGAUUGUCCAUACUGGUAUAUCAACUGCUUCGAAGCCACCCAAAGUGUACUUUCUAUUUUUUUACUAUUCUUUCUACGAUUUUCUUUUUGCUUGCGGCUUGCUAUUUUUGGUAUUUAUUUGCUACCCGCGACCACGAAAAUGUCGAUAAAAACAGGACACUUGUAUUACUUACUAGUGCCGCUGGUUUCACGAUAAGUGGUGUGUUAUUAUUGUGUGUACUUGUGUGUUGUUCUAGAAGAAUCCAUCUUUUAAUAGAGGUCUAUCGUGAAACAACUAAAGCAAUUUUUCAUUCCAAGCUGGUCUUACUUGCACCUAUCUUGACAAUGGUGUUGGUAAACUUAGUUGGUGCUAUCUGGUUAUUUAUGAUGUUGGUGACUUUUUCCGUUAAGAUUCCGGAAGGUGAAACUUUACCUGGUGCCAGGACAGGAUACUUGAUUUUCCUGAUAUUUAUGGGAUACUGGAUAUUUACGUUUAUUGAAGGAUGUCAGUGUAUGAUGGUAGCUGGAACGAUAGCAAGUUACUAUUUUUCGAGAGAUCGAGAUAAUUUGAAGGGUCAAUAUUGUUAUAAUGUGAAACUAGUAAUUCGCUUUCAUCUGGGUAGUAUUGCAACUGGAGCACUACUUAUUACCAUAGCAGCAAUGAUAAGAAUUUUGAUUGACUCUCUUACUAGUUACAGUGGGUCAGAUACUUGGGCGUGGGAAAUUUUUAGAUGUAUGCUCCUUUGCAUAAUUAGAUGUCUCGAAGAGAUAGUGAAUUACCUCACUCAAAAAGCGUACAUCAUGGUUGCCAUUCAUGGUAAAAGCUUUUGGACAUCUGGCAAGCGGGCAGUGAAAUUAAUAUGGCACAACUUUUUGGACACGAUAUCCGUUGAUUGGUUAAACUCUGCUGUUGAGUUUUCAGCUUCUGCUCUAAUUUUGUUUGUCACGAUGCUCCUUGGAUAUGCCAUUCUAUCAGCGCAACAUAUGGGUUUUAUAAUCGCAAAUCUUCUUUUUGGCGGUGCACUUGCAGCUAGCGCAUUAUACGUAUACUUUUCGUUGUUGAGCACUGCGGUUGGAACAAUUUUCUUGUGUUAUUGUGAAGAUUUAUUAAUAAAUGAUGGAAGUAGAGAGCGGCCUUUUUUCAUGAGCAAAGAGUUUCAAACCACUGUGUUUCAAGCCUUGGAAUUUGUUGUCGAAAAAAGAGAAGAAAGGAAGCGUGAAGACGCCUAGAAUCAAACCAAAAUUGUUACAAGUUAAAUUCGAUUCGUUAUCUGUUCUGACAAAAAGAAUCAAUUAUUAAUUAUUAUAAAUCGAUAUUAUUAUCUUUGUAUAUCCUUUAAAAAAACAAAUCAAUAAAAUAUUUAUUAAAUAAUUAUUAAAUAAUAA
This is a messenger RNA of Tribolium castaneum (red flour beetle), 2037 nucleotides long. RefSeq names its product choline transporter-like protein 1. The transcript is spliced from 14 exons. Lineage: Eukaryota; Metazoa; Arthropoda; Insecta; Coleoptera; Tenebrionidae. Gene Ontology annotation, molecular function: transmembrane transporter activity. The coding region runs from base 124 to 1881 and encodes 585 amino acids. The record is from RefSeq and is a predicted model, not a curated record. Gene Ontology annotation, biological process: transmembrane transport.